AUGGGUGCGUGCGCAUGGUCUUUUGCCGUCGGGCGCCUAGAUUUUGGCUGUGAGUCUCUAAGGCUGGGGGAAGGGGAGUUCUGUCACCUCACUCUAUAACUACACGGUGAUUGAUUCUACUGCUGAAGCUGACACUGUAUCCCUACUAAAAUGAUCUGUGGAGGAUAUUCUAAAAUGGUUUUAGAAGAAGCAGGUGACCUUGUACUACAGAUGUAAACAUAGUCGCAAGAUAGGAGUUCAGGAUGAUGAACAGAAAAGAAAAACUUUGAAAUAUCAACCACUUUCCAUAAUGGAGAACCAGCCAGUAGUGUUAGGGAACCAGGAUGGAGGGGCAGCAACAGGCACAGCACCUGCUUUUUAUGUCCUUGUGAAACAGCCACAGACCAAUGGAAAAGUUGAUCAAGGAAACUUAGUUUCAAAUCGAGACAGUUGUGGUGUUGCUAGCAAUGCAACCGUACCAGUAAAAUCUAAAGUGAAAACUUGCCUUCCUGCGGAUUGUACCUCUGGAGGCAUUACUGUCACCCUGGACAACAAUACCAUGUGGAAUGAGUUCUACCAUCGCAAUACAGAAAUGAUUCUUACUAAGCAAGGAAGGCGUAUGUUCCCAUAUUGUCGAUACUGGAUCACGGGAUUGGAAUUCGACCUGAAGUAUAUCCUGGUCAUGGAUAUUUCUCCUGUUGACAACUACCGCUAUAAAUGGAAUGGGCAUAGUUGGGAGCCCAGUGGAAAAGCAGAACCUCAUGUCUUGGGGCGAGUAUUUAUUCAUCCAGAAUCACCUUCUACAGGUCAUUACUGGAUGCACCAGCCAGUGUCUUUCUACAAACUCAAACUUACUAACAAUACGUUGGAUCAGGAAGGGCACAUCAUCUUGCACUCUAUGCACCGCUAUCUACCUCGCCUACAUUUGGUGCCUGCUGACAAAGCCACAGAAGUUAUCCAGCUGAACGGUCCUGAUGUCCGCACCUUCACCUUCCCACAGACAGAGUUCUUUGCUGUGACAGCCUAUCAAAACAUCCAAAUUACACAACUAAAAAUAGACUAUAAUCCAUUUGCAAAAGGGUUCAGGGAUGAUGGACUGAGCACUAGGCCUCAACGUGAUGUUAAACAAAAUGGUAACUCAGAGCAUGAAGGAGGUAGUGUUGUGAAUUCUCCAGGCAAUUGCAGGCAUUCCACUGAAGCUGAUGAUUUGUAUCCAGAGCAGAGGAACCUAGAACCAUCCUCCGGUGCAGUAUAUAACACAGAUCUGGAGAGAGAAUUAUUCAGUUCAGAUCCUGAGUUUUUGAGUCUUACAGAGAGAGAUGCACACAUUUCUGAUAUGCCAGCAUUGAAGCAGGAAGCUUUGGAAAGCCCAGUAGGUAGCCCUUCUCAAAACAGAUGUCAUGUGCCAUCCCCACAGAACUCAAAUGGAGGCAUCAAUAUUGUUGUUAAAGAAGAACCAGUGGAUGAAUAUGAUUAUGGAUCAAGUACGUGUUUAGAGGGGAUAAAUGUGAAGCAGGAAGAAGGAGAUGAAGAAUAUUCCAGUAAUGAUGACUCAAGGGACAAGCAGCUGAAGAAACACAGUGAAAUUUGUGGAAAGGAGAUGGAAAUUGAAUCCAACAAGCGAACACAGAAUAGCCAGUUGGGUGUUGCAAAAGCAAAAAUGUUAAAGUUGGAGACUGGGAAGAUGCCUGUAGUCUAUCUGGAGCCAUGCACAAUCACCAGGAAUACAGUAAAAGUCUCUGGUCUUUCACAGUCUGUUUUGUCACCUUCUAAAAGUGAGAAAUUGCCAUUCAGUUACUCAGUGGAUUCUUUGUCUACUUGUUUUGCAAACAGUGAUCUUUCUGGCCCCUUUACAAACAUUAAAAGCGAGGAAAUAGGAAUUGAACAAAUUUCUGAAAAUAGUAUUCCAGAUGGAUGUUCUUCAGCAAGAGAUACGCCAUGGGAAGCUGAAACAUACAGCAGUCUCACUGUAACAAGGAAAGCAUCUACCCACAGUUUCAAGGCAGUUCAAAGCAGUGGGUUGUCUUCAGCAAAAGAUACCUUAGGGGAAAAAAAUACAAGUGCAUUUAAGACUCCUCUGUCCUGUGAGGAUAUUGCUGGUAACAAAAAAGUUGUGAUACUGGGCCCACGUAAAAGAGGAAGACCACGGAAAAUAAAACAAUCAGAGGUUGGGCAAGCGCUAAAAUUCACAGAAAGGUCAAUUGCUGCUGGCACUUAUACCUCUUCUGGGCCUUGCAGUACCCAUUUAGAUGUUAAGCCUGAUCUUGAGGAUGUGGAUGGAGUGCUCUUUGUUUCCUUUGCAUCUAAGGAAGCUCUUGAUAUCCACACUGUUGAUGGAGCUGAAGAGAGAGAAGACCUUCAGAAUACACAGACUCCUUCACUAGCUCCAUAUGAUGCAUACAGUGAUCCAGAUGGUCAGAGGAUACAGCAACUAGAAAAAGAACUGUUGGAAGAUUUGAAGUCUUUUAAGUACAAGCAAGUGAUACAUCCUAGUCUUCAGGAAGUGGGACUAAAGUUGAAUUUUGUGGACCCAACAAUGAGUAUUGACCUGAAAUACUUAGGUGUGCAGCUGCCACUAAGUUAUUCAAAUGACUGUCCUUUGUGGAAAACCUUUGGGACCAAUUCCUGCUCAGCUGAUGCUGGACUUCCCUUUGUUUCUAGAACUGGGAAGACAAAUGACAUCACAAAGAUAAAGGGUUGGCGAGGGAAGUUACAUACUUCAAAAAAUGAAGGUAGCUUUUUAGAUGCCUCCUUGAAGAACCGAUCUGCCUUCUGCAGUGACAAGCUUGAUGAAUACUUGGAAAAUGAAGGGAAGCUGAUGGAAACGAACAUGGGAUUCUCUCCUAGCACAUCCAGUGGGCCUGUGGUUUACCAGCUUCCAACUAAAAGCACCAGCUAUGUACGAACACUAGAUAGUGUUCUAAAAAAGCAAUCCACCAUUACUCCUUCUGGCCCUUAUACUUCCAAGCCACUUUCAGUGACUUCUGUCUCUAGAAAGAAAAGGAAAAAAAUCAAGACUAAAAAACAAGCAAUCUCUAGGAGCAAAGGAAAGCCAUCUUUUGUAACAAAGCAGAAAUGCAACUUAUCCGUUUCGCAAGACAAAGUCACUAAAUCUCAGUCAAGUAGUCACACAGCUGAGGUAGGUGCUCUCAUAGCACUGAGUGCAGAUGAAGCAGUGCAAGGAAAACAAAUUCCUGUGCGCCAGGCACAGCAGCAGCAUCAGAAUAGUCGCCCACCAAAUUUAUCUAAGACACAGUUGAAGUUGAUGGACUUGGAGGAUUGUGCAUUGUGGGAUGGUAAGUCACGUACCUAUAUUACUGAAGAACGAGCAGACUUAUCUCUCACAACUCUACUCACAGCUCAGGCAUCACUCAAAAACAAACCUCUCCACAAAAUUAUCAAAAAGCGAGCACCACCAUGCAACAAUGAUUUUUGCCGACUUGGGUGUAUCUGUUCUAGUCUAGCCCUUGAGAAACGCCAACCUGCACACUGCCGAAAGCCAGAUUGCAUGUUUGGCUGCACAUGUUUAAAGAGAAGAGUGGUCCUAGUGAAAGGAGGUUCCAAGCACAAGAAGGUCCUGGAGAAGUCUCUGCCCAGAAGGCAUUGGUUGUAUCAUGGGAAAGAAGAGCAAAGGCAGGAGGAGACAGAAAAAGAAGAGGAGCAAGGGAAACUGAAAGAUAAGAAAAGAAAAAAGAAGAUAGAAUAUACAAUCUGUGACUCAGAGCCAGAAAAACCUGUUAAGAACUUUCCAUUGUGGGUAAAAGUCGAUGGAGAGAUGGAUCCAGAACCAGUUUACAUCCCAACACCAUCAGCUAUUGAGCCCACAAAACUGUCAGUACCUCCUACCAUAGAUGUCUUGCCAUCUGACAAGCCUGUGCCUAGUGAAGCUAAGCCUGCACCUAGCGUUGUCAAGCCAAGGGUGUAUACACCCCGACCUAAUCCAGUGAUUCGAGAGGAGGAUAAGGACCCUGUGUACUUAUAUUUUGAAAGUAUGAUGACCUGUGCCCGUGUUCGAAUAUAUGAACGCAAGAUGCAGGAGAAAAAACAACAGAAGUGUCUUCAGAAUUCUGAAAAACUCAUUGAAAAGGAGCAUUCUGAGCUUCAGCCCCUUAAAAUGGAAGAUGGUAAAGAGUCUGGAGAGAAAAGUUGGUGGUUUUCCUGUAGUGCAGGAGAUCCAUCUACUUCCUAUGUACAUCACACCACACCAAAUGGGACAACUAAACUAAUCGAGAUUAUUUCUGAUUGCAACUGGGAGGAAGAUCGCAAUGAGAUCUUGAAUAUUCUGUCACAGCACAUCAAGGACAAGAUACCAAAGUCCCUCAAAGUAGGAAACUUUGCUAUUGAUCUAGAAUCUGAAAGCAAAACCUGGGAUGAGAAGAACACUCCCAUCUAUUCUUCCCGAGUGAAAAUCUCCAUGCCUUCUUGCCAAAACAAGGAGGAAAAAGUUCACAUGCCUGUUUUGGAGACACCUAAUAAUAUAUUGUCACCAUGCAAAAGGACAGAAAAAGUAACAGUCUUAUCCCCUGGCUCCUUGACCAAAUUACGAGAACAAAAGAAGAAGGGCUUGCCUUUUUAUACUGGGCUUUUUCCUGCAGGAAAACUGGCUGCCUAUACAUGCAAAUCUAAUUUGAAUCCUUCUUGCCUGAUACAGGUUAAUGGCAAAAAUUAUCCUCAGGCCAAGCUGCUUUUGGGACAGAUGGGAGCAUUACAUCCAGCCAAUCGACUCGCUGCUUAUAUCACAGGCAGGUUGCAACCCACAGUGCUUGACCUCUCAACUCUCAGUACUGUGGUCUCCAAAGUGCCAUCUAAUCCUAAAGUUGGUGGCUCUGAGCCACAGUCAGUUGAUGUAUCCACAUCAAAUACUACCAAAACCCAAGUUUUCACCUCUUCCUCUGGAGCACGCCGAUAUGGUCAUGCGCCAGCACAGAGACACAUAGCUGCUCGGCCGUCAGUGGAUAGUUUGCCCUCUCAGUUGAUUAUGAAUGCAGUUGGAGCUCUGCAGCAGAAGAUCCCUGGAGUUAAAAUACUCCAACCUCUGACAGGACCACAGAAAUUUAAUAUUAAGUCUACGCCACUGUUUCCCAGCACGAGUGCUAUUACUAUUGCUGCUACUGAUAUUACUGUGACAUCACCUCCUGUAACUGCUUCUAGCCAUUCAGAAGCUACCUGCUCUUCUGGCACUGCUUUAGCGAAUAGUGGUGGAAAAUCUGAAAAUAGCUACCAUACCACAGCCUCCCCCACAACUACUAUGGCUACUGUUACAAUAACAAAAUCUACUGGAAUAGCUGCACCAAUUGCAACUGUUGCUUUUCCGAAGUCUGUAGUAGCCACAUCAACUGUUCCAGUUUCUGCAGCACCUCUGUCCUCUGUUUUAACAACUGCAUCACCUGCCACAGUGACUACACCAGUUUCAACAGCUGACUGUGUUCGUACCAUACCAUCAGGAAUUCAGACAAGUCCUUUACCUAACCAAAAACCAGAUGCUACACCUUUAUCUCCAGUUACAAGCCCUCCAAGAUUAUCUCCUGGAGCAGAGAAACGUAUGGGACCACGACUACUUUUAAUUCCUGUACACCAAGGGUCUCCUGCAUUGCGACCUCCGCAAAAUACACCACUUGCUCAAGGAAAAAGAAUGAUUUUGCAGCCUUUAAGGAAUCCUGGUGGUGUAAAUCUCUAUCGACAUCCCAAUGGGCAGAUUAUCCAGCUGGUUCCUUUGCAUCAGCUCCAGCCUGCGGGACCCCAACCCAAUCUUCCUCCUGUAAUGUUCCGUAAUCCAGGAUCUGUUGUAGGAAUCCAGUUGCCUGGACCUUCAAAAUUUCAAGAUGCAUCUGUAUGCCAGUCCACUUCAGUUACAUCUGUGACCACCACGGCUACUUCAGUUUUGUCCAUGAAUCCUUCUCCUCCUCUGGCAUCCCUGACCACAGAGACCCCCUUAGCAUUGGCUGUCACCCCAACCACCACAGCCACUCCAAUGUUGCCUGCACCACAUUCAUCUUUGUCUACGUUCCCUACUACUGGGGCCAGUUCAGCUUUGUCAGUGCUUCCUGCUACUGAGGCUUCUUCAGUGUUACCUGCAUCCUCUAGUACUGAGGCCACUUCCAUGUUGUUAGCACCCCCUACCAUUGUAGAUCCCUUGAUGUCACCUACAUCCAGUUCUACUGGGGCCACUUCUGCUUUGCUCCCAUCUCCUUCCGUAAACCAGACAUUGCAGACUCAUAAAUCUGUGCCUGCACUUCCUGUUUCAGCUACUCAAGGGACACCUGUUAUUCCUCCAGUAUUAGUUCCUCUGUCUCAAGCUGGCACUCUGACUCUGAGAAUUUCUCCUUCAGGACUAAAAAGCACUGCAUCUGAGACUGGUGCAGAUUCAAAGAUUGUUGGACAACCAAGUAGUACAUCUAGUCUAGUUCCUCUUCAGACUGGCAGUUUUUCAUUGCUUCAGUUUCCAGGGCAAAAAAGUGCCUCAGAUUCCAUGGUGAAACAAGUUGGGUCUUUUGAAGUAAAAAAUAACAGUGAGAGAGACAAGUUCCAUGCUGUUCAUAUAGAAGAAAAGACAUCUUAUACAAAAGCAGUUGAGGCUAUUGAGUCAGAUAUCACAGUGUCGAAUAUCAAGAUGGAAGAAAAUGACAUGCCAGCAAAAAGAACAGAUUCCCACUCUGAAGGGAUCAUAUGCAAUAGAAAUGUUGUUGCUCUAGAGGUGAUUGAAAGGGAUGCAGACAAUGUUGAAAAAUUAUCAAGCGGGGCUCCUAGCUCCCAGCCUGAUGCUGUAUCAUCAGACCACUCCUAUCUUGGUGAGAAAAUAAAAUGUGAUGAAAUCAAGUUGAAGAUUAAGAAGAAACAGAAUCUCAAACAUUCUGAAGGUACCCAUGAUGAAGUACCAUAUAGUUCAGAAAAUGUUUCUGAGGACAUUACAAAUUUAGAAGGCUCAAAUGAGGAGCAAACACAGUCUGUCAAAACGCAACAUUUUGCUACUAAUUCAGGAGGAGCUGAGCAGACACAUUUGGAAAUGGAAGAGAUGUUUGUUGAUGUACAGUCCCAGAAACCAUGGGGUAAGCACAAAAUCCACAUGGAAUCUAGAGAGAAGCUGCAGAAAAAGACUAAAUCACCUUUGAGUCAAUGUGAGAAGAAAGAUCUGAAAGCACUGUGGAGAAACAGAAAGCCAAAUGGAGACAAUGUUACUGCAGUGGAGAGAGGAAGGGAAGAAGAGAAAGGGAAACCCAAAGUCAAUAGUGCCAAAACUCAAAAUGAUACAUCAAGAAAAAAGUGUGUGGAUAGUGCUCAAGAGUCUUUAGCUAAAAGAGAUGCAGAUUUUCAGGUGAACUGUAGCUCAUCUGCUCCUAAAACAAUCACUACUGGUUUUCAGGAAGAUGGUCAGACUGUUAAAGAUAGCCUUUCUCAAAUCAGCAGGCCUUGUAGCAAAACAUCUACGCGGUCAGUUUCUUUAGAAAAUCAAAACAUGGAUGCUGAUCAAUGUGUUGAUAAAUUAGUUAGAUGCACAAAACAGAGUACUGUGAAAACAAACCACUGCAGAAAAGAUUGUGCAGAUAUUAUUGACAUUACCAUGGAUGACACAGACAACGAUGAAAAGACUGAUGAUUCUGCAGACGAGACAGUUGAUGAUAUAUCUGGCUAUCGAAGUGAAGAUGUAGUGAACAUUGAAACACUGAAUGAAAGUGAAUCUAGUGAAGGCGAGGAUAAUGUGGACAUUGAGACAGUGGAAGAACUUUCAGAGAAAAUUAAUAUUGCUCGCCUAAAAGCUUCUGCUGCACAUGCCCUCUUGUCCAAGCAACUGCAUAUUGUUCAUGACCAUUCAAGCAAGGCAGUGACAAAGACUCCUAAGCAACCUGAGCUCUCAAGCAAAAAGCCAAAAAAUGAAGAAGAAGCCUUUGCUAAUUAUCGCCAAACUCACACAGCAAAUGAGCGUCGCCGUCGAAAGGAAAUGAGGGGACUCUUUGAAAAACUGGAGGCAACUUUGGGAUUGCACAUGGUCCCCAAAGUUUCCAAGUGCUUCAUCCUCAAACAAGCUUUUGAAGAGAUUCAGGGCCUUACAGAUCAGGCGGAUAAACUGAUAGGACAAAAGAAUUUGCUGAUUCGGAAGCAGGAAGCCCUGAUUCGUAAAGUGUCUUCACUCUCAGGCAAAACACAGGAGGUGGUCUUGAAGAAGCUAGAGUAUAUUUAUGCCAAACAGAAAGCUGUAGAAGCACAAAAGAAGCAACAGCAGGAAGCAGAGCCUGCAAAGACUGCUGAACCAGCAGCGAUGGCUCAGUCUUCUGCAGAAACCAGUUCCUCUUCUCUUUUUAGAGAGAUGAAACAAAUGUCUGUGUCCAGCAAGCGUACAAAACCAUUGAUACUUGCUAGAAAAAGAAGUGAUGCCCCAGGGGAGACGACAACUCCUGUGACGCUGACAAAUGCUAGUUUAGUAAUGACUGCACAAGGUCAGGUCCUUUCAUUCAAGAGUUCCCUGAUGCCAGGACAGAUUUCUGCCUUGCCUUCCACACUCUUGCAAGCUGAAUUCAAAUCAGAAGUUGACAGUAACAGUGGGCCAAAUCAGCCAGGUACUGCUUCUGUGAUGAUUCAGUUGCCGGGAUCAACAGUACCAGUUCAAGUGAAAGGCAUCCUCCCUAACUCUACAGUUCCUAUUACUUUAUCUGCUGUGGCCAGUAGCUCCGCCUCUCCAGUUGUAGAAACAGCUCCAGAACUCACUCUAGACAAUGAAGACUCAUUCUUGAUGCCAAGGAUAGUAAAUGUGACAUCACUAGCGACUGAAGAAGAUAAACAUUUAAAUGUGGACGUAAAUGAGAAUCCACAUAUAGCCACAGAUGCCAGUUCCCAGGCAUCUGAGCCUUCCUUGCCAGUAGCACCUCAGGAAACAAUAAAUACUCAGUCUGUAGAGAAAGCUGAAGCUUCUUGUGGAAAUGGCGGAGAGACUCCUGAAACAACAGAACACUUCCUUAGGAAAAAAGAAAUUGUGUUCCCACAAAUAGUCAAUGUCUCCAGUUUAAAAGAAUCACCAGAAACAUUUGCAACAAAACUUUGCAUUGAACAGUUGGCUCAAAGCCAGGCAGAAGAAAAACAGACUAACAGGGGAGAAGGCAGACAGCAGUCAAAGGAUUCUUUGUUCCAAGAGCUGCAGGUUAAGGAAGCCAAAACUCUUGGGAUAGAAAUGGAAUUACAAAAAGUAGCCUCUGCAAUACAGGAAGCAGCACCAGAUUCAAGUGACAUAAUGGACAUAGAGGACAAUGAUGACACAGAUGAAACUCUUACUUCACUUCUGAAUGAAAUUGCAUUUCUUAACCAACAGCUGAAUGAUGAUGCUUCAGAGGUAUCAGAACUCCCCAACUCUCUAAGUUCUUGCUUUUCUCCAGGAGACAUAGAGAGUCAUAGAGAAUCAGCUGCUGCGGAUGGGUCUCCCUUUCAGUUUGGCCCAUUGGGUGGGAGCUUCAAGGAUUUCUCUAUAGCUGGAGAAAGUAACAAUUCUAUAACUCCUCUCCUCCUCCACUUAGAUGAUGACGAAUUACGUAAUGUUAACAGAAACUCAAGAGAGCUUUCAUCUGAGUCAGAUGCUUUGAAAAUCAUGUUAAACUCUGAAGCAAAGCACUCAGAUCCUAGCCUCUCAGCAGUAAGUGUUGGUGAAAGUGGAAAACAUAUGGAACCUUUGCCAGCAAAACCCACACAUGUGUCACCUCCAGUACUACAGAUGAAAACUAACCUAGAAGCUGGCAAUACUGAUGCAUCGUGGAGACCCAUGCCCAAAUUGGCACCACUUGGGUUAAAAGCUGCAAACUUUUCAUUGGAGUCAGAAGGGCAGAAUACCAAGGUGAUGCCUGUACUGGCACCUGUUGCUUCAAAAGCUUCAUCCACUGAGAUAAAAACUGCACGGCCAGUGACUAGUCCAAGUCAGGACAAUAAAACAAGGCCCACACUAGCACCUGUGGCUACAAAAUCAAAAUAGUAAUGCAGCUUUACAUUCAAACACUGUUUACUUGUCAGAAACUUUCAAAGAUGAUUUGGGCAAAUAAUAUGCUUCUGACAUCUGGCUUUCUAAGUUAGAUCACUGAAAUGUGUAUGUAGUUUGUCAGAUGAGAUGUUUCAGGCUUGGAAAACCCAGAUGACAAUAAAUUAGGAGUACAAGCCCUGCCAAAUAGGUAAAAUAUGAAGCUGCCCAAUUUUCUGGGUAUUUUUUUAGAGCUCUGUGAAAUAGGGUGAUGAUUUUAUGAAGAAUAUUAGAUAUUUUUAGUGCAUUUUUUUCUGAUUAAACAAUGUAGAGCCCCCCCCCCCAAUCAUUUAACUGAACUAUUGUCAAUUUCAGAGUCAUUCUUAAAAAGGCAUGAAAGAAAAAAAAACAUGCAGUUUUCAGGCAGUUACACAGGGAAAGUCUUUUAAAUGCCUCUAAAAUGCUUAGGAUUUGUUUUAAAAACACUUCAGGGCUGUAUAUGGGUUGCAUAUAAAUAUUUUAUCAUGAUGAAUUGAGACGUCAUAUUAGGAGAAGCAGAAAUUCAUAAAGAAACUGAACGCAGUUGAACUACACAUUUCUCCCCCUCCUCUUAACUGAAGAGUUGGAAACUCUUCACUUUUAAGCCAGUGACCAUGAAAGGAUUUCAUGUUGUAAAGUGAUUUAUAUUUUUGUACACAGCUUUUUUAAUGUAUGUAUGUAACAUAAUGAUUUUUUCUAUCUACGAACAAUGUAGAUGGUGAUUUCCAAUGAUUACUGUAAAUAGCAGUUUUUGAGAAAUUGUAAAGCAUCUGGGUGCUCCCAAGUUAAUCAUUGUUGUGGAAAUCGUAUGAAAUCUGAAAAUUGCUACAUUUUUCUUAAUUGCAUUAAGGAAUGUAAAUCACUGUUCUUGCUUAUCCAAGCAGCAAGUGUAAAGGUUCCCAUUCCCAUGUUGUGGGAAUAUUUCCAUGUUGUGGUUUGCUCAUAGAAGGGUUCAUCUUCUAUCACUGGAGUUGAUCCAGCUUGUGAGAAGCAGUCUUCUGCAUGAGUGUGGAAAGUACAUCAAUUCUACUUGCUUGUUUUAGUGAAGCUUCAUGCAGUAUCCAUUAAGUCCCUGCUUCUUUCUUCUCAUAUGUAGGUUGCUGUAACAGUGGUUAGACUGUUCCUUUUAUUUGUAGUUUUACAAUAUGAAGGUUUAAAGAGUUUAAAGAGAAUUUGUCAUCACCUGAAAAUCUGAUUUGAAAUAGUAGGAUAAUUAAAAUUGUUUGGUAGCUUCUGUAGUCUUCCACUGUUGGAUACUCUUUUGUCCUGUAUUUAAUCAUUUUUCCCGUACACUGUCCUAUGUUUGAUGGUAAUCAUUCAGUGCCUUAGGAUUUAGAAGGAAACCUAGCAUCUAACAUGCUUGGUUAAAAUCUAAUCCACUGCAUCUAUUUCAGUGAUCAAAUUCAAAAACGGAAGUUACUUUCUAAAUAUAUAAGCCAAUUGAUACUGUGCAUGCUGCAGAUGGUUUGAUUUGCUAGUUUUCUUCUGUGUGCAGUGGCAACAACACUAUGCUAAGAAAGUCCAAAGGAAUGCCACGCUAUAAUGGGUUUGUUCUUUCUGCAUCUUCCCUCAGUCCUUCUUGGUUAUCUUACUUGCUUCAUUCCAUUUAUCUAUGAAAACUACAUGGUCCACCACCUGAAGUAGAUGCCAAAUCCAUUUGAGAAAAACAUCUUACCUUUUGAGAAAUUGCUUGGCUGUUUUGAAGGAGCAGUCUCCAUUAUGAUUUAACGUUGGACAGUGAAAAUUUGGAGGAAAUCUUCUGUUUAAGUAAUCAAGUCUAUUUUGCAGGGCUCUUCAAAAUACUGAACUCUUUCUCCUAAUUAUUCUAUGGUCAGAUUUAAUCCUGCAUUUGAAUGCUCACUCCCUGAGUUUUUAGCAAAUGAAUAAAAGUGCAUCCCAAGAUGCACAGUUAUGCUGUUAGUUUAAUUCAGAAAUUAUGUACAUUUGCAAAUAAGACACUGAACUUUAGAGAUGGCAAUUUGUAAUCAAGAGAUCAAUUGAACCCCUUACAAAGAGCACAUUUUCAUUUAAUCAAGAUUCCUGGAUUUUUAAUGUAUCUGUAAAUAGGAUAGAAUGUUUUAAAGAAUAUAAUGAAAUGUCAGUUUUGAUUUUACUAUAUACUCUUGCCAUCAUUUUCUGUAUCCUGAAAAACUAAUAUUUUUAUAGACAUCUAACCACAAAGUUUAUUUCAGUAAUGUGGGACGGAGAACCUGUGUAAUGACAACUGUCUUCUGCUAGAAGCUGACUCUGAAAUAUUUCUAUGUGAGAAAAUGUCAUGUGGAAUAAACCAGCUUUAGUAGUCC
This is a messenger RNA of Heteronotia binoei (common prickly gecko), 12252 nucleotides long. Its product is annotated as MAX gene-associated protein-like. Gene Ontology annotation, cellular component: nucleus; MLL1 complex. Gene Ontology annotation, molecular function: DNA-binding transcription factor activity, RNA polymerase II-specific; protein dimerization activity; RNA polymerase II cis-regulatory region sequence-specific DNA binding. The record is from RefSeq and is a predicted model, not a curated record. The transcript has 26 exons. Bases 290 to 9928 code for a protein of 3212 amino acids. NCBI's taxonomy places the organism in Eukaryota, Metazoa, Chordata, Lepidosauria, Squamata, Gekkonidae. Gene Ontology annotation, biological process: regulation of transcription by RNA polymerase II; cell fate specification; positive regulation of DNA-templated transcription.